Molecule: messenger RNA, 1096 nt
Organism: Aspergillus heteromorphus CBS 117.55
Lineage: Eukaryota; Fungi; Ascomycota; Eurotiomycetes; Eurotiales; Aspergillaceae
Product: putative mitochondrial phosphate carrier protein (Mir1)
Exons: 2
Coding region: 156-1070 (304 amino acids)
Biological process (GO): mitochondrial phosphate ion transmembrane transport
Cellular component (GO): mitochondrial inner membrane
Molecular function (GO): phosphate transmembrane transporter activity
Source: RefSeq, a predicted model, not a curated record
AUGGCCGCCAACGCUAAGGUGGAGGCGCCUGCCGCCCCCGCUGCUCCCCAGCUCUCCGGCCUCCAGCUGUACUCCAGAUUCGCCUUCGCUGGUGCUGUCUGCUGCUCCGUCACCCACGGUGCUCUCACUCCCGUCGAUGUGUAAGUCGGAUCAUCAUGCCGCCUGUGUCGCUACUCGAACGCGCCCUGUUCCGCCCUCGUGCGCGCUCGAUUGCCGCUACCCAUCGACUCUCUCAAGCCCGUGCUGACGUGCCUUUCGUCUCCAGCGUCAAGACCAGAAUCCAGCUUGACCCCGUCACCUACAACCGUGGUAUGAUCGGUGGCUUCAAGCAGGUCAUUGCCAACGAGGGUGCUGGCGCUCUCCUCACUGGUCUCGGCCCCACUGCCGCCGGUUACUUCCUCCAGGGUGCCUUCAAGUUCGGUGGUUACGAGUUCUUCAAGCAGCAGUGGAUCAACCAGCUUGGUCUCGAGACUGCCUCCAACAACCGCACCGCCAUCUACCUUGCCUCUUCCGCCGCCGCCGAGUUCUUCGCUGAUAUCGCUCUCUGCCCCCUUGAGGCUACCCGUAUCCGUCUCGUCUCCCAGCCUACCUUCGCUACCGGUCUCGUCAGCGGUUUCGGCAAGAUCCUCAAGACUGAGGGUGUCGGUGCUUUCUACUCUGGUUUCGGUCCCAUUCUCUUCAAGCAGGUCCCCUACACUAUGUCCAAGUUCGUCGUCUUCGAGAAGGCUGCUGAGGCUAUCUACGGCUUCGUCGACAAGGAGACUGCCAGCGACGGUACCAAGACUGCUAUCAACCUCGGCUCUGGUCUCAUUGCUGGUUUCGCUGCUGCCCUUGUUUCCCAGCCUGCGGACACCAUGCUGUCCAAGAUCAACAAGACGCCAGGUGAGCCCGGCGAGGGCACUAUCUCCCGUUUGGUCAAGAUCGGCAAGGAACUCGGCCUCAAGGGCUCCUACGCCGGUAUCGGCGCCCGUCUCUUCAUGGUCGGUACCCUGACGGCGGGCCAGUUCGCCAUCUACGGUGACAUCAAGCGUUUGUUGGGAGCCACAGGCGGCGUGGAAAUCUCCAAAUAAGCGCCGAGAGUGACUUCAUUUGGUGU